ACAUUAAUGACGUUUUUACAGUAAGCAAUCACCAUCAGUGUGGAAGAGAACUUUGUUUAUUUGCAAGUUAGAUAAACUUUCAAGCAAAAGUGCUCGUGAAUCAAAAAUAAGGAACAAGCUAUUGUCCUUACAGGUUUCCCAUCGCACAUGGAAAUGUGAGAAAAUUUCACGUGAAAAGGCUACUUAUUGGAAAUCAGUUUCUUGAAUAAAUCAGGUUUCAUUAUAAGAAUUGCAGUAUUUUGAAAAAAUGGAAGAAAUCCAUAUAGAAAGAUUAAAUAAAUUUGUGUCAGAAAUAAAGAAUCUAUCUAAUAAAGCCAAGGAGCUUUGUGCGUCAAGAUCAUGGAAUGAUGAAGAAUAUGAUCAAGCUAAGAUCACUACAGCUAAGUUGCAAGCUGUAGUUACCCGUUUCAAUACAGAAUUGUACCAGUAUUUUAAGAUGGCUAGUAACCCUAAUGCGGAUGAUAUAAGCAUCUUAACAACUGAACAAUUAGAAGGGGAAGAGUCCUUGGCUGAGAUCAAGUCACGAAUUCUAUCCCAAAGGGAAAAAACUAAUACUUCCUCCUUCCAAAGAAAGCCCAACGUCAAAUGCAAUAUGCGUAAGAAAUUUAAACCAACUUUGACAGCGUUUACAAAGACAUAUCAUAACAAAAGAAAACUAAUUGAUGAAGAGAAUACCUCUGCACCUGUUCAAAAGAAAGGGAAGUUUUCAUGCAUAUUCUGUAGUGGAAAUCAUUUCAACGAUGAGUGUACCAAAGUCAAAUCAUUGCAACUCAGAAAGGCAAAACUGAAUAAUCGCUGCUACAAGUGCUUAGGGCUGGGCCAUUUAGGAAGAAUGUGCAAAGCUAAAAUACAAACUUGCCCGCAUUGUGGUAAAAGGGGACAGCACAAUAGAGCACUCUGUCCAUCUAGGGACCAGUCUAAGAAAGAAACGACCACUUCUUUACAUGUCAGUGACUGCGGAUCUACUGUGCUUGAGACGAUAAUUGUCAACGCUAUAGGAAGAGACAAAACUGCACAGAAAUGCCGUGUACUUUUAGAUAACGGCAGUAUGAGGAGCUACGUCUUACAAAGUGUUGCGAAAAAUCUCAAUUUAGAACCUGAAGAAAACCAUCACCUCACAGUAUUCACUUUCGGUAAGGAAGAACCGCGCGAAAUUGAAAGCCCUCUAGUUAGACUUUGUCUGCAAUCGAAAAAUAAUAACUCAAGGAUUAUAUAUGUCAAUGUAGUACCUACAAUCACGAGAGAAGUAUGCACACAAAAUAAAGAUUUCUUAGACUGGGAACACCACAAUAAGUAUGUUUUAGCCGAUGACGGAUCUCUGGAGGAUCGCAUUGAUAUCCUGAUUGGUAACGAUUACUAUCAAUCCAUUAUGUUGCCUGAAAGGGUAGAAAUAAAAGAAAAUUUAUAUCUUGUGAACUCAAUGUUUGGUUGGAUCUUAUCCGGUCGGUCAAGAAAGGAAAGGGGAGAUGAUUUAUCUGCACUCACGUACUUUCAGGCCGCAUACGAAACCAAAUUAAAUGAACCUGACUUGCCACUGGACAAUGCAUCGAUGAAGACUUUAUGGGAUCUAGAAUCUAUAGGUAUCGUCGACUCACCUAACACAAAUAGAGAAGGAGAAGCUAUUAAACACUUUAAUGAAAAUACCAAGCUAGUGGAAAGCCGAUAUUAUGUCAGUUGGCCUUGGCAGGAUUAUCCCCCAGAGUUACCCACCAACUAUGGAUUAGCAUAUGGAAGACUGGUAGGACUAGUAAAAAGACUAGAUAAAAACACCUUGUCGAUAUACGACAAGACACUGAAUGAACAAUUACAGAGAGGAAUUAUAGAAAGGGUCCCUAAUGUUAAAGAGAAGAAACAUCCUGUACAUUACUUACCUUUUCACGGAGUAAUGGCUCCAGGUAAGGCUCUCAGACUAGUGUAUGAUGCCUCAGCAAAGGUAAAGAAUCAGAAAAGUCUUAAUGAAUGCUUAUAUGCUGGUCCCAUGAUGCUGGAAGAUCUAACUGGUCUAUUGAUUCAAUUUAGAUGUCACGAUAUAGGAUUGACAGCAGAUGUUGAAAAGGCAUUUCUACAAGUUGGAUUGAAUAAUGACGAUAGAGAUGUAACUAGAUUUCUAUGGCUUAAGAAUACUGAAAAACCUGUUACAGAAAACAAUCUUGUACAAUACAGAUUCACUAGAGUUCCCUUUGGAAUUAUAUCCAGUCCAUUCUUGUUAAAUGCGACGAUCAAAACUCAUCUCCAAACAUGCGAAGGAAAUUACACAAAACAACUUGCUAAAAACAUAUAUGUAGACAAUUUACUUACCGGUACAGAAUCAUUAGAUGAAGCAAUCGACUUGUACAAAGAGGCAAAGGAAAAGUUCUCCGAUAUAUCAAUGAACCUACGAGAAUGGAGCUCUAACUCAAAGGAUUUUCUUGAUCAAAUACCAGAUGCAGCACCAGAAACAACAGUGAAAACUUUAGGUUUAAACUGGAAAUUACAAGAAGACUCAUUACAUCUUAGAGCACAGAUAAACAAGACAAAUGCUAUAACUAAAAGAGGAAUUCUUAAAACCAUUGCUGCAAUAUAUGAUCCGUGUGGCUUUAGUGUACCCAUAGUAUUACCAGCCAAGUUACUUCUACAAAAACUAUGGAAGGAAAAGAUCAAAUGGGACAGCUCGUUAUCUAAUGAAAGGAAACAAGAAUGGAUAAAUAUACGGGAAGACCUAGAUGAAAUUCAAUCAAUAAGUCUACCAAGAAAGAUGACUGUACCAAAUGAGAAGAAAGCACAAUUGCAUUGUUUCACAGAUUCUUCGAUGGUGGCAUAUGCGGCUGUUGUAUACUUGGUACAAGGAAAUAACGUACAAUUUGUGAUAGGUAAAUCAAGACUUAUACCCAUCAAAGAUCAAGAAAAUCUGAAGAUACCUAAACUCGAAUUGUUGGGCGUUUUAAUUGGAAGUAGACUUAUAAACUAUGUACUACAAUUCCUGCAGUUGAAUAUAAGUGAGAUGAUAUUAUGGACUGACAGCCAAAUAGUGAAAAGCUGGUUUUACUCAGACAAACUAUUGGAACCGUUCGUGUCCAGAAGAAUACAAGAAAUCAAAAAGAACAAAAAACUGGUUGUGAGAUAUGUUCCAUCUGGACAAAAUCCAGCUGAUGUCGCAACGCGGCCGAAUGCCUCAUCAGAAGAGAGGAAAAGGGUCCGUCCAAGACAGAAGAACAUCAAGGAGCAAAAGCCUUGUCAACCAAAUCUUGUUCUGGGCCUAACCAAGACCCUGAAGUACAAGAAAUAA
Leguminivora glycinivorella is the source of this 3265-nucleotide messenger RNA. RefSeq lists its product as uncharacterized. Gene Ontology annotation, molecular function: zinc ion binding; nucleic acid binding. The transcript has 4 exons. The record is from RefSeq and is a predicted model, not a curated record. The coding region runs from base 248 to 3265 and encodes 1005 amino acids. Lineage: Eukaryota; Metazoa; Arthropoda; Insecta; Lepidoptera; Tortricidae.